AUGGCAACAAGUAUGGGCCCAAAUUUUUCUGGGCAUCCUGCUGGCAUGGGGCAUCCAGGUGUCGCCGGCCACCCCAUGGGACCUGGUGGCAUGCCUCACAAUCCAGGUCAGCAAGGUGCUCCUGGGGGGAUGCCUCAUCAAUUCGGAGGACCUAUGGUCUCUGCUCCCGGAGCACAAGUAAACCCUGCCCUCAUGGGCGGUAUGCCGCCGGGUGCGAACCCAAAUGCUCAUGCUUUGCAGCACCUCAAUCCCACCGCGCAGCAGCAAAUGCUUCAGCAACAGCUCCAGCAACAACAUUUUGGUAAUCCGCAAGCGAUGGCUGCGAUGCGACAGCAGCAGCAACAUCUACUUCAGCAACAACAAGCGCGACAAAUGAUGGCUCAUCAAGCCUUCCAAAGCAACAUGCAGAGUGCCGGUAUGCCUAUCAACAUGGCGACUCAGUUUGGCCAACUCAACCCUCAGCAGCUCCAUUCACUCAGAAGAGGCCUGACUCCGGGAUCGCAUCCUCAAGCGAUUAUGGCCCAGCAGCUUGCUCUGCAGCAUCAACAGCAGCAACAGCAGCAGCAACAGCAGCAACAACAACAACAACAACAGGUUGCUCAUGCUCAGCAAAUGCAAGCUGGGCCUAAUCCAGGCCAACAGAUGCAGAUGAACGCUCAGAGCAUACAGGCUAUGCAGCAAAAUCAGCUCGCUCUUCAAAAUCAGAUGGUUAACCAGCAGGGCCAACAACCCCAGGGACAACCUCAGCCUCAACCUCAACCACAACAGCAGCAACAGCAGCCUGGCCAGCAACAGCCUCAGCACACCCCUCAGCAAUCAUCGCAGGCUGGCACACCCGCUCCCACUGGACCUCAAACACCAGCUCAAACGCCCAGCUCAACUCCCGCUCAGCCAUCCCAACUUCCACCUGGCCAGAGCCAACCCCAGGUGCCACAAACUCCUGCUCAACCACAAGCUCAACCACAGCCUCAGUCCCAGGCACAGUCACAACCGCAGCCACAAGCCCAGCCUCAGCAGCAUCAGAUGAGCGCCACAACCGCGCAGCAACUCGCAAUUCAAAGCCAAAUUCUCCAGCAGCGACGAGAUAGCAUGAAGGGCCAGUGUUUACUAAAGCUGAUGCAAUUCAGCGAACACUUGAGUGGCUUUCCCGGCUCAAAGGGACGAGAUGACCUCUCCUACUGGCAUGGCUUUGUGAUGCGUUUCUUCUCACCAAAUGGUGUCUUUCGUCAUUCAUUACAUAUCACGGACGCCGAGGAUACGACCGAUAAGCAAUAUGAAAUCGCUUAUCCUGCCAUUGCUCGAUACUUUCACACGCAUUUCGGCAGUGGGGUGAAAAAUAUGCAGUUGAUCAUGGAUAAGGGUGUGACAGAUCGACCUCUUCCCGGCGAUUGCCACUGUAUCGAGAAUUCGAAGGCCAGUUUCGUUUAUUGGUUCGAGACUGGAUCUCACUUGGUCGCUAGUGGUACGCUCCGAGCGCAAUUCGACGCUGAACAAAAGAUCGAACUUUUCGAGUUCCUCACCACGGGUCACGACGAAUUCAUAUCACGGAAACAGGUCAUUGAUGCCGCGAAGCCCGCCCACAUGUGGAUGAAGGAAUGGCACAAAACUAACUCACAGGAUGGCAAAUCACCCGAAUUGUCUAAGAAGGGCAAGGGUCGACAGUUGAAGUCACCUCAAACCCAGCCACCAGAGGUCCUAGUUGACCUGCCGGACUCGGCUGUCAACAGCAAAGGUGUGACUGAAGCUGUCUUCCAGUUUCUUGAGAUUGUUGAAGUGAUGGGACAGAUGAACCCAUUAUUCCAAUUUUACCAUUCGAACCCCGGCCUAGGACCGUACCAAGCCCUCGAUCAGUAUGUCUCAACACAGAUCAACGGAGUUGCGCCCAAUAUGAACGGUCAACAAAUGCCCCCCGGGGCCCGCACACCGAGCUUUGGACAAUUUCCCAUAGGUGCAAGCCCAGCCGCGGCUCAUAUGAAUCUCCCUGGAUCACCACACAUGGGCAGCCCAGCACCCGGACACAUGCAAGCCCCCGGAAUGCAGAUGCAGCAAAGCCAGCAGGGCACUGGCUCUAGCGGCCCCAGUGCAAACACAUCCCCCGCCUCGAACAAGCGACGACGGCCAUCAGCAGUGAAAGAGGAGGAUGGGUCUGGAGCACCUACGCCUGCUGCCAAUGGAAUGCCACGUAAUGCCAAGCCACCUACACCAAGGAUGCCAAAGCGUCUCAAGGGAAACCCGCCAGCCCAGUAA
This is a messenger RNA of Fusarium musae, 2247 nucleotides long. RefSeq lists its product as uncharacterized. Gene Ontology annotation, cellular component: nucleus; transcription regulator complex. Gene Ontology annotation, biological process: negative regulation of transcription by RNA polymerase II; positive regulation of transcription by RNA polymerase II. Bases 1 to 2247 code for a protein of 748 amino acids. The record is from RefSeq and is a predicted model, not a curated record. NCBI's taxonomy places the organism in Eukaryota, Fungi, Ascomycota, Sordariomycetes, Hypocreales, Nectriaceae. The transcript has 6 exons.